AGAAGAACCCCACCGAAGAAAAGAAAUAGACCAGAAAGCAUUUACACAUUCCUUUUAAACAUUUGAAAGCUCUCGUUUCCGUCUUCAGUCUUUGGUUUUAAACUUGAUGGAGCUUCCUCAUUCUUAGUCCCUGACAGUGUGAAAGACUUGAACUCCAAGACCUUCAUUAUGCUCAAAUUGAAAAACCAGGCCUUCCUUAUUCGAAACCAUGCCAUGCUUAGAUUCCCCAAGUUUACUUCAGCAGCUGCCUUAGCUGAUACCACAAUUACCCAGACCCUUAUACAGGAAGUGCCACAACCUCGAAUUCAACCCCCCAAGCUGUUCAUCACUGCCCUGCAGAGCUCUAGAAACAUCUUCCACAUUAGACAAGUCCAUGCCCAAGUUGCUGUCAAUGGAAUCCUCCAAAACCUCACUGUUGCAAACAAGCUCCUCUACAUGUAUGCACGGCAUAAGGUGUUGGGUGACGCUUAUGCUCUGUUUAGUGGGAUGGUGGAGAAGAAUGCAGUUUCUUGGAGUGUAAUGGUUGGUGGGUUUGUGAAGGGUGGUGACUUUGCUAAUGGUUUUAGAACAUUUAGGGAGCUCAUUCGAUGUGGGAUGCCGCCGGAUAAUUACACAUUGCCUUUUGUGAUAAGGGCUUGUAGGGAUUUGAUGGACCUGAAAAUUGGCAGGUUGGUUCAUGACAUUGUUCUGAAACAUGGGAUGCUUUCGGAUAAUUUUGUUUGUGCUGCUCUGGUGGACAUGUAUGCGAAAUGUAGGGUUAUACAUGAUGCCCGCCAACUGUUUGAUAAUAUGCCUAACAGGGAUAUUGUAACAUGGACAGUCAUGAUUGGUGGGUUUGCUGAGUGCAGGAAUGCGAGUGAGUCUUUGGUUCUGUUUGAUAGGAUGAUAGAUCAAGGUGUUGUUCCAGAUAAGGUUACUAUGGUGACCGUUGUUAAUGCUUGUGCAAAGUUUGGGGCUAUGCAUAAGGCCAGACUGGUUCAUGAUUAUAUACGUAGGAAUAAGUUUUACUUGGAUGUGAUCUUGGGGACGGCGAUGAUUGAUAUGUAUGCUAAGUGUGGGUGUGUUGGUUCCGCAAGGGAAAUUUUCGACAGGAUGCAAGUGAGGAAUGUUAGAACAUGGAGUGCCCUGAUUGCGGCUUAUGGUUAUCAUGGGCGCGGCAAGGAAGCUCUUGAGAUAUUUGAGAUGAUGUUGAGCAGUGGAGUGUUACCAAAUGCAGUUACAUUUAUUUCACUAUUAUAUGCUUGUAGUCAUGCUGGGUUGACUGAAGAGGGUCUGCGGUUUUUCUCAUUGAUGUGGGAUGAAUAUGCUGUCAGAGCAGAUGUUAAACAUUAUACUUGUAUGGUGGAUCUUCUGGGUCGUGCUGGGAAACUUGAUGAGGCCUUGAAAUUGGCCGAGAGUAUGGCAGUUGAGAAAGAUGAGGGGUUAUGGAGUGCUUUGCUUGGGGCCUGUAGAGUCCAUGGGAAUCUAGACCUAGCAGAAAAGGCAGCUAGUUCACUGCUUGAACUACAGCCCGAAAACCCAGGGCAUUACGUAUUGCUUUCAAAUAUUUAUGCAAGAGCAGGGAGGUGGAAAGAAGUGGCGAAGAUGAGAAAUCUGAUGACCCAGAGGAGACUAAAGAAAAUUCCUGGUUAUACUUGGAUUGAGAUAGACGACAAAAACUACCAAUUUGGUGUUGCUGAUAGAACUCAUCCACAAUCAGAAAACAUUUAUGCUAUGCUGAAGAGUUUGACUCACAAACUGGAGUUGGCUGGUUAUGUUCCUGAUACGAAUUUUGUGUUGCAUGAUGUUGAUGAGGAAGUUAAAGUGGAUAUGUUGUACACCCAUAGUGAGAAGUUGGCAAUUGCAUUUGGCCUUAUCGCCACUUCUGAUGGAACUCCUAUUAGAAUUACAAAGAAUCUUAGGGUUUGUGGUGACUGCCACACAUUUAGCAAGUUUGUAUCAGCUAUUACAAAUAGGGAGAUUAUUGUCCGUGAUGCAAACCGGUUUCACCUCUUCAGGGAAGGGACCUGCUCAUGUGGAGAUUAUUGGUAAUUGAAGUUUGUUUUACCAAGGCAGAAAGGUACAAGUUUUGACCAACUUGCUGUAUUGGCAUUCUCAUACAAAAUGUUGAUGUAUCUUACAAGCUGAUCCAAGAGAAUCUUAGGUAAAUGCAUACAUGGUCAGUCCCGUGUUUUAAUUAGUGGUUGGUCUAGAAAAAUAUCUUUGGGGUUUAAUAUUUUUUUAUUUAAAGAUAUUUUUCUGUUUGCCAAAUUGUGUUAUUAAUUUCCUAAGUAUUUUAGGAUUUGGUGUCUUUAAUUGAUUAUCUUUAACACAAAAGCUAUGUAGAAGUCGAAUUAGGGUAGAAAUCUGUUUGAUUGUGUAUUGCACGGCCUCCUUAUAUAUAUUGAGAAAAGGACGGUCAUAGGCAGAGGGACGCAAGAAGUAACUUGGUAGUCUUGCUUGCUUGAGAUUGGUUUUGUCAUAAGAGUCAAGGACACUUGUUCCAUGCUUAAGUGUUCUUGGUCGUGUUUCUCAUAUGCAUAAAUUCUUUUGAGAUCAGUAGAGAAGCUGUGAAGUAAGAAGAGCAAUAGUCGAAGAUCAUUUAAGUGAAGAAGGAGUUCAAGAUUGAAGACAAACUUCUCAUUAGUU
Rosa rugosa (rugosa rose) is the source of this 2628-nucleotide messenger RNA. Its product is annotated as pentatricopeptide repeat-containing protein At4g21065-like. The transcript has 2 exons. The coding region runs from base 169 to 2031 and encodes 620 amino acids. Gene Ontology annotation, biological process: RNA modification. NCBI's taxonomy places the organism in Eukaryota, Viridiplantae, Streptophyta, Magnoliopsida, Rosales, Rosaceae. Gene Ontology annotation, molecular function: protein binding; RNA binding; zinc ion binding. The record is from RefSeq and is a predicted model, not a curated record.